Molecule: messenger RNA, 1108 nt
Organism: Phytophthora nicotianae INRA-310
Lineage: Eukaryota; Oomycota; Peronosporomycetes; Peronosporales; Peronosporaceae
Exons: 5
Coding region: 1-699 (232 amino acids)
Source: RefSeq, a predicted model, not a curated record
AUGGCUACAGAGAGACCGCGUCCAGUGCUGCAGAACGAGCUAGUCGUAGCGCACGAUGAUCGCCACAGCUACAUGCAGCGCAUGCACUCGCUGGCCGGUCCAGGAGCGUAUAAGAUCCCGUCGACUUUCCAACACCGGACACCAAACCUACUGCUGCGUAUGGUGCAGCGCGAGAAUUACGGUCGAGAGUUUGCCAGACAAAAUCGGAUCACGGCAACAAGUGCAGACACAGCAGAGUCGCCACCCACUGCGCCGUGCCAGCUCACCCUCGCUAACACGCAUCGAGCUCGCCGCGAGCAGCUUCGCAAAACGCUGCAGGCGGAUCGUUGGUGUCAGGACGAUAACGUAACUUCGCCAUCGCCGUCGAAAAGCGGCCAUCGCGCCAGCAGAGAAUCGAGCCCGAGAGCAACAUCGCCGAACGACCGGGCGCAACGAUCGCCAUCGCCAAGCUCGCGCGCCAGCUCCCCGGGUCGGCUGCGCUGGACAUCAGCAGAUCUUGCAGACAUCGUGGCGGAUUUCGGUGAGCCCGCAGAGAUGGACGAGCUGCUUAGCGAAGACGCUCCCCGCAUGCAGCAGAAGCAGCUUUGCACAUUCAGCGCGCCGCUGACGUACCAGCAGUACCUCGUGAGCACGAGCUAUCUGGAGCGGCUCAAGAAGCACCAGCAGCACCGGCGGCGGCAGCGCGCGGCCAGCCAAUAGCUGAGGAAUGCUUCUCGAAAGGCGUCGACAUGUGCAUCGCGACGCAAUAAUCGGAUGGAUUGGACGGAGUGCGCCCGGCGAUACAGAAGGUAAACAGCAAGUUGAAGCUGGCUCGAGAUUGACUCGCAGUGGCUUUGCGUCAUGGCCCUGAUUUCGACGGUGCACGGCCGCGUCACACCCUGUGACGCGGCCGUGGCAGGCAGGAGCCCUGAACGCCCUGCACCUUGUUGCUUGAUGAUCAAGUUGAUCUGCAACGCCGCCAGAGCACAGCGGUCCUGUCCUCAAAGCGCCCAUCCGUGACGUAUGCCUCAGAACCUGUCGUACAGAAUAAUAACCAAACCGCAGUACACAAGAACUUCAAACCAUGUUGUGCCGUACUUUAUCCAAUUAAUGCACUGAUAUUCGGUAG